CACAUUAUUAGGUUAUUUUGGUAUUGCAUUAUAUUUGCAUUUGAAACAAAACCUCACCAAAAUAUAAUUAGCGGACAAAUAUGUUUACCAAAUCCUUAAGGAAACAUCAAUCUGGUAAAACAAAAAAAUUGUCUUUAAAGUAAUUUUCAUUAGAAUUCUAAAAAUCUUGACAACAAAAAUCAAUAAUUUCCCAACUUUUGUUCUUUCUUAUCCAUAAUUUUUGGUGGGCAGUAAUGUUUGAUUAUAGUAGUCAGCAAUCCCCUUGAGUUGCGUGCCUCAUUUUCCCAUCUUUCUUCUUCCUCUCUUUUUUUUUGAUCUGAUAAUUUUUAAUUUUUCACAUUCAAACAAAAAUAAAACCAAAUCAAAUUAAAAGCAAAAAAGAAAAAAAAUUUCAUUGCACCCAUUUCCAGAAGAACUUCAAAGAACAUCAAUGGAGUCUUCUGCUCAACGUCGGUUAAAAGCUAUUCAAUCCCAUCUUCUUACUUUUUCCACCGAUGAUGAUCCUGCCUCCAUUAUCAUCCCUUCUCAAACUGCUGGAGAAUUUUACCAAGGUGAAAAGUAUAGUGUAGUCCUUCCUGAAAAGUUACAGACAGGAAAAUGGAAUGUGUACCGGUCUGCUCGCUCCCCCGUGAAGCUUGUAAAUAGAUUCCCAAACCAUCCAGAGAUUGGGACAUUGCAUGAUAAUUUUGUACAUGCAGUUGACAGUUUCCCAGACUACAAGUACUUGGGUACAAGAGUGCGAGUGGAUGGAACAGUUGGAGAGUACAAAUGGAUGACUUAUGGAGAAGUUAGUAAUGCUCGUUCAGCUAUAGGAUCUGCCCUUCAGAAUUAUGGUCUAUCGAAAGGCAUGAGUGUUGGACUCUAUUUUAUCAAUAGACCAGAGUGGAUAGUUGUGGAUCAUGCCUGCUCGGCGUAUUCAUUUAUAUCAGUUCCCUUGUAUGAUACACUUGGUCCAGAUGCUGUAAAAUAUAUCGUAAAUCAUGCUGAUGUGCAGGCCGUCUUUUGUGUUCCAGAAACAUUGAAUUCUUUGCUGAGCUUUUUGUCGGAGAUUCCAACUGCGCGUGUUAUAGUGGUAGUGGGAGGGGUGGAUGAACACUUGCCAUCACUUCCUCAGGCAUCAGGGGUUAAGCUUAUAUCCUAUUCAAAGCUAUUGAGUCAGGGCCGAGCAAGACUUCAGCCGUUUUGCCCUCCCACCCCUGAUGAUAUUGCUACAAUAUGUUAUACUAGUGGCACAACUGGGACACCGAAGGGAGCUGUUUUGACACAUGGAAAUUUAAUUGCAAGUGCUGCCGGCAUGAGUAUCCCCACCAAAUUUCAUCCUACUGAUGUUUAUAUAUCCUAUCUUCCAUUGGCACACAUAUAUGAACGAGCGAACCAGAUCCUGUCAGUCUACUAUGGUGUUGCUGUCGGCUUCUAUCAAGGGGACAACUUGAAACUGAUGGAUGAUCUGCUGGCAUUGCGUCCGACCAUUUUUUGCAGUGUUCCUCGACUCUACAACAGAAUAUAUGCUGGGAUUAUCAACGCUGUAAAGACUUCCGGGGCUCUUAAAGAAAGGCUCUUCAAUGCUGCUUAUAGUUCAAAGAAGCAAGCGAUAAUGAAUGGGAGAAACCCAUCACAAAUCUGGGACAAGCUAGUAUUCAAUAAAAUUAAGGCGAAGCUUGGCGGCAGAGUUCGCUUCAUGGGUUCUGGUGCUUCACCACUGUCGCCUGAUGUCAUGGACUUCCUGAAAGUGUGCUUCGGCUGCCAAGUGAUUGAAGGAUACGGUAUGACUGAGACCUCCUGUGUCAUAUGCUCGAUGGAAGAAGGAGACAACUUGUCAGGUCAUGUUGGUUCCCCUAAUCCUGCUUGUGAGGUAAAAUUGGUCGAUGUUCCUGAAAUGAAUUACACAUCUGAGGAUCAGCCAUACCCUCGUGGUGAAAUAUGCGUUCGGGGGCCCAUCGUAUUCAAAGGCUACUUUAAAGAUGAAGUCCAAACGAGAGAAGUAAUUGAUGAUGACGGUUGGCUUUACACUGGAGAUAUAGGGUUGUGGUUACCUGGAGGCCGCCUCAAGAUAAUUGACAGGAAAAAGAAUAUCUUCAAACUAGCACAAGGAGAGUACAUAGCACCAGAGAAAAUUGAGAACGUAUAUGCUAAGUGCAAAUUUGUAGCACAGUGCUUUGUCUAUGGUGAUAGCUUAAAUUCCUGUUUGGUAGCUGUUGUCUCUGUCGAUCCAGAUGUUUUGAAGGAUUGGGCUUCGGGGGAGGGCUUGAAGUAUGAAGAUUUAGGGCAGCUGUGUAAACAUCCAAGAGCAAAGGCUGCAGUUCUUUCUGAGAUGGAUGCUUUGGGAAGGGAGGCUGGGUUGAGAGGGUUUGAGUUCGUCAAAGCUGUUACCUUGGUACCUGAACCAUUUACUGUCGAAAAUGGUCUUCUCACUCCAACAUUUAAGGUAAAGAGACCUCAAGCAAAGGUUUACUUUGAGAGAGAAAUAGGGGAAAUGUACUCUCUACUUUCAAAAGUUGAUCCAGCACAGUCAAAGUUGUGAUGGAAAUUGAUUCUGUGAAACAACAGUUCAGGACAAUAACCUAUUCGGAGCGGAGCGGGAGCAACUUAAUUGAUGCAAUCUUAUGCAGAAUAUAAAGAAGAAAGAAAGAGAAAAUUUGCCUGUAUUAUGCUAGCAUCAGUUGUAUUUCAUUCUAGUAUGACCAAGAUGUUAUAAUCAUUAGAUUUAUUUUUUGUGUGGGCUUCCUUCACCUUUCCAAACACAAAAGAGAAAAGAAGAGAAAGGUAUAUUAGCAGUUUUCUGGAAGGUGGCUAAUACUCAUAAAUCAUAAGAGUGCCUGCUAUGUUGUGAGGCUUGUUAAUGUUAUUUGAUUCAUGCCUGUUGUAAUAGGAUGCAUGUCUAUUGUCUAGUUGGUGGUUAAAAUAAAAUUCUACAAUUGUAUAUUUCAAAAGAUUUUACAGACUGUUACUUGAGUACCUUCCCUUCUUGGGUUGUAAUUAAUUAAUUAUGAUAAGGGUGUCGAUACCUUCUACAA
Messenger RNA from Beta vulgaris subsp. vulgaris (sugar beet), 3014 nucleotides. RefSeq names its product long chain acyl-CoA synthetase 7, peroxisomal. The record is from RefSeq and is a predicted model, not a curated record. The transcript is spliced from 23 exons. Gene Ontology annotation, biological process: fatty acid metabolic process. Gene Ontology annotation, molecular function: long-chain fatty acid-CoA ligase activity. Gene Ontology annotation, cellular component: endoplasmic reticulum; membrane. Lineage: Eukaryota; Viridiplantae; Streptophyta; Magnoliopsida; Caryophyllales; Amaranthaceae. The coding region runs from base 431 to 2521 and encodes 696 amino acids.